This is a messenger RNA of Podospora bellae-mahoneyi, 1211 nucleotides long. RefSeq lists its product as uncharacterized. The record is from RefSeq and is a predicted model, not a curated record. Lineage: Eukaryota; Fungi; Ascomycota; Sordariomycetes; Sordariales; Podosporaceae. Bases 1020 to 1211 code for a protein of 63 amino acids. The transcript is spliced from 2 exons.
CAUUCACCCAUUCAUGGAAAGAUAAUCUAACCAGCCACUCUACUCGGCUGGGAAAGCUGUCACAGCCUCGCCAGCCUCGAACCCAUAGGCUCCAAGUCUUGAGGCUUGGAGGCCGGGGUCAACUCAACAACAACCCCUUGUUUUCCUUCCCUUUCAGCCUUGAAGUAGAUCUCUUGACAGUCCUCUUCUCCGACUCCAUUCGCAAACUGCACCACCAGAAAAUCAAGGGCUGUGCCAGGCUUCCCAACAGCCACCAUGGGCGCGUGCCAAGUCCCCGCACCGUAUGUCACAGCUUGCUUGCCUGUGGCAACGAAGGCACGCAGUCCGCUGAGAUCAGGAAGUCCCCUGCCAGGGAGGGGGCGGGGAUAAGAGGCUCCUGCUUGGUCUGUGGUCGUGAGAUUCGCUGGAACUGGCAAAUCUGCGUCUGCAUCAGCGGGUGGGAGGGUAGGCGCCACGAUAACAAGAUAGUGCUGAUUUUCAGGUGCCGAGAGAGGGAUAAAAGUCUGGGUUGUGAAAGGAUGGCGCUCCAAUACACGCACAGGGAAUGCGGUAGCUGGUGGUGGUGGUUGUGACGGUGACGCGGACGAGGUUGGGAUACUGAUCCGUGAAGCACAGAUGAAGAUGUUCAUUACCGAGACCCCUGGGACGGCACUGGGAGCCUGGGGGUAGAGGUUGAUUUGGCGAGAGACAUGUUGAUAUUUAAUGGCUGAGCAUUGGUUGGCGGAGAUUCCAUCAAAGGGGAGUGAGGGUACUGAUGUGGCAGAGAAUGGGUGCAAGUCUGGUCGAGGGUUGUUGAUCACGUCCCCGAACGGAGCGAAAGCUUCCCGGGUGAGGGGUACCGCUUCGAACACCAGUUUUGGAACAGUAAGCGUGAUGUUCUUGGUUGGAGAAGGCAUACUGAAAGAUCGAGGCGCCAGUUACCCAAUUUCGGUGAUGAAUCGGACGCGGCAACGGUGAUGUUGACGACGGUCCCGGUGUUACGGUCGGUUUAUUGAGUGGCUCCUUGGAAGUAACAGAAGAUGGUGGGGUCUGCGGCCCCCUCCGAGAGGCAUAUGGCGACAGAUCGGAGCAUUUUCUUCGUGCACCAAUACCAUCACACUAGCCUAAUCAUCUCAAACAAGAAAACCACUUUCCAAGCAGCUCGACUCAUGCCGUUGUUUGUUCAGAGUAGCCAGCUCCCAAGGACCCCAUACAUCCAUGGCAAUCAUUGA